Messenger RNA from Mustela erminea (ermine), 4784 nucleotides. It is a transcript of the gene LRRC8E, whose product is annotated as leucine rich repeat containing 8 VRAC subunit E. Gene Ontology annotation, molecular function: protein binding. Bases 1308 to 3689 code for a protein of 793 amino acids. Lineage: Eukaryota; Metazoa; Chordata; Mammalia; Carnivora; Mustelidae. The record is from RefSeq and is a predicted model, not a curated record. The transcript is spliced from 3 exons.
AGUGAAGGAUUGGGCACUGUGGGAGGGAGCCUCGGUUCUGUCUGAGCACCCCCUGUCUGCGUGCCCAGUUGGGGUGAGUCAGGGCCUGAGUCAAGGGGCCCUGCCCCUGCCAUCCCAAAGUGAGGGCCUCUGAUGGGAUUAGAAGGUGUGGCGGACUGCCCCGCCCUCAGCCGUCAGCCUGGUGGGCAGAACCCGCAUCCUGUAUCCUUGCCCACCUCCACCCCAUCCCCACCCAGGAGCCAACCCAAGGCCUCACUGACCUGGGGACCAACAAAAAGGAGGGUCGGAGGGAAGUGUCGAGUAACUGACUGAGGUGUGGGCCAAGGCCAGGUUCCCCUCCCCUAGGAAAUGGGUGAGAGGCUGGGGGACCCGUUGAUGGCCUGGAUGCCUCCCUCCCUUGCCCAGUCUCCGGGAACCCCAUAUGGGAAAACUGGCAGGGUAGAGGAGCACGGAUGCUGGGAGGGGCGGUCCAGCCGCGGAGCCCCCUGGGAAGCAGUGCAGGUCUUGCUGCCUCACUUUCCUUCCGUCCAGCCUCAGGGCGCUGGGUAGGGAGGCUCCCUGUGGGAGGCAGGCUCCCCCGCUCCCUGCUUGGGAGGGUGAUGUCCCAGCCUGUGGCCCACGCCCCCAUGUGACUUGCUCCUGGCCGUCCGUAUCUGAAAUAAUGAUACCUUGGUCUAAAAUGAAACCCAGGGACAGACAGAGUGGGCCGGCCGCCCAGCCCCAGUCCGGGCUGUAGGUGUCACUCUGGCUUCUCCCUGUGUUUUCCAUUUCCUGAUCCUCUGCCCUCCAGGCAUCCUGGCACCCCCUACCCAGGCUUCUGUUUUCUGCCUCAGAUUCUGGGCACCAACCCCUGUAGAAACCCAGGUGUCCUAGUGCUCCCUCCCCCUAACUGACCAGCCUUCGGUUUUGCCACUCCCUGCCCCUCGGGCCCUGUAACCAGAGCCAGGCUCCAGCCGGCUUUUCCGGUUGGAGGUUGGAGGUGGUGCCCAGAGCGCCCCUGAAGGGGGUGGGGGGCCCACACCCCGGAAGUCCUGAGCCUGCCUCAGACGCGCUCUGGCCCAGUGGCAGAGAGAGCUGGGGCUGGGUGUCUGGAGUCAGAGCCGGAGAGCGAGCGCUUCGGGCUCUGCACCGAGGGUGGGCGGCGGCUGCGUUCUGGGAGAGAGCCACACGGGCCAGCUGGGGGACAGCGGCCCUGUGGACUGCGGGUCCUGACCUCGGAAAGGGCCAGCAGCGUCAGAUGGGAGCGAGGAUCCCGGGGAGCAGAAGUGGGAAGAACAGUAGGAGCUCGGCUCCAGGAAGGAGGAAAGAUGAUUCCGGUGGCCGAGUUCAAGCAGUUCACGGAGCAGCAGCCCGCCUUCAAGGUGCUCAAGCCCUGGUGGGACGUGCUGGCCGAGUACCUCACGGUGGCUAUGCUCAUGAUCGGGGUCUUCGGCUGCACUCUGCAGGUGACACAGGACAAGAUCAUCUGUCUGCCCAGUCACGAACUCCGAGAGAAUCUAUCCGAAGCCCCAUGCCAGCAGCUGCUGCCCCGGGGCGUCUCUGAGCAGAUGGGGGGCCUCCGGGAGGUCAGCGGCCUCAAGAACAACUUGGACCUCCAGCAGUACAGCUUCAUCAACCAGCUGUGCUACGAGACCGCCCUCCACUGGUACGCCAAGUACUUCCCCUACCUGGUCGUCAUCCACACACUCAUCUUCAUGGUCUGCACCAGCUUCUGGUUCAAGUUCCCUGGCACGAGUUCCAAGAUCGAGCACUUCAUCUCCAUUCUGGGCAAGUGUUUCGACUCGCCGUGGACCACGCGGGCCCUGUCCGAGGUCUCUGGGGACAACCACAAGGGCCCCGCUGCGGGACGGGCGACGGCGACCGUGGAGGCGUCCGCGGGGCCAGGAAAGGCAAGUGAGGGUGAGAAGGAAAAGGUGCUGAUGGAGCCUGAGAAGGUGGUGACGGAGCCACCGGCCGUCACCCUGCUGGACAAGAAGGAGGGCGAACAGGCCAAGGCGUUGUUUGAGAAGGUCAAGAAGUUCCGCGUGCACGUGGAGGAGGGCGACAUCUUGUACACCAUGUACAUCCGGCAGACGGUGCUCAAGGUCUGCAAGUUCUUCGCCAUCCUGGUCUACAACCUGGUCUAUGUGGAGAAGAUCAGUUUCCUGGUGGCCUGCAGGGUCGAGACCUCGGAGGUGACAGGCUACGCCAGCUUCUGCUGCAACCACACCAAAGCCCACCUCUUCUCCAAGCUGGCGUUCUGCUACAUCUCUUUCGUGUGCGUCUACGGGCUGACCUGUCUCUACACCCUCUACUGGCUUUUCCACCGGCCCCUCAAGGAGUACUCCUUCCGCUCGGUGCGGGAGGAGACCGGCAUGGGGGACAUACCGGACGUCAAGAAUGACUUCGCUUUCAUGCUCCACCUCAUCGACCAGUAUGACUCGCUCUACUCCAAGCGCUUCGCCGUCUUCCUCUCCGAGGUCAGCGAGAGCCGCCUGAAGCAACUCAACCUGAACCACGAGUGGACGCCCGAGAAGCUUCGGCAGAAGCUGCAGCGCAACGCCCGCGGCCGGCUCGAGCUGGCCCUCUGCAUGCUCCCGGGGCUGCCCGACACCGUCUUCGAGCUCAGCGAGCUGGAGGCGCUGCGGCUGGAGGCCAUCUGCGACAUCACGUUCCCCCCGGGCCUCUCGCAGCUGGUGGGCCUGCAGGAGCUCAGCCUGCUGCACUCGCCCGCCAGGCUGCCCUUCUCGUUGCAAGUCUUCCUGCGGGACCGCCUCAAGGUCAUCCGCGUCAAGUGCGAGGAGCUCCGCGAGGUGCCCCUGUGGGUGUUUGGGCUGCGGGGCCUGGAGGAGCUGCACCUCGAGGGGCUCUUCCCCCCGGAGCUGGCUCGGGCGGCGACCCUUGAGAGCCUCCGGGAGCUAAAGCAGCUCAAGGUGCUAUCUCUGCGGAGCAACGCCGGCAAGGUGCCCGCCAGCGUGACGGACGUGGCCGGCCAUCUGCAGCGGCUCAGCCUGCACAACGAUGGGGCCCGCCUGCUGGCCCUUAACAGCCUCAAGAAGCUGGCGGCGCUGCGGGAGCUGGAGCUGGUGGCCUGCGGGCUGGAGCGCAUCCCCCACGCCAUCUUCAGCCUGGGCGCGCUGCAGGAACUGGACCUCAAGGACAACCACCUGCGGUCCAUCGAGGAGAUCCUCAGCUUCCAGCACUGUCGCAAGCUGGUCACGCUCAGGCUGUGGCACAACCAGAUCGCCUAUGUCCCCGAGCACGUGCGGAAGCUCCGGGGGCUCGAGCAGCUCUACCUCAGCCACAACAAGCUGGAGACCCUGCCCAGCCAGCUGGGCAUGUGCUGCAGCCUCCGCCUGCUGGACAUCUCCCACAAUGGGCUGCGCUCCCUGCCCCCUGAGCUGGGCCUCCUCCAGAACCUGCAGCACCUCGCUCUGUCCUACAAUGCCCUGGAGGCCCUGCCCGACGAGCUCUUCUUCUGCCGCAAGCUGCGGACGCUGCUCCUGGGCUACAACCACCUGAGCCAGCUCUCGCCCCAGGUGGGGGCCCUCAGAGCCCUCGGGCGCCUGGAGCUCAGGGGCAACCGCUUGGAGGUGCUGCCAGAAGAGCUUGGCAACUGCGUGGGGCUCAGGAAAGUGGGGCUCGUGGUAGAGGAUGCCCUUUACGAGGGCCUGCCAGCAGAGGUGCGGGAGAAACUGGAGGAGGAAUGAAGCGAAGGUGGGGAAGGUUGGGGUAGAGGCCUUCUGGAUGCUUCCACGCCAGAGUCUCUGCUGCUGUCUUCAAGAGAGGUGGCCAAGACGGCCCAGGCCAAGAGAGGAGGAGCAGACACAUCAGCCUCGUGGGGUCCAGGCAAGAUCCUGGGGCUGGUCUGAGAAGAGACGGGAGGCCGUGGAUUUGGGGUGGAACGUCAGAGAGGGAUUAACUCAGUCCUUGGAUUCUCAGGCUAAAACCACACCUGUGUCUUUGGCUGGCUGGCUGGCCUGCCCCGCCCGUGGACAUUCUAGCUCAAUUAGUGCCAUAUAAGGGGGUGCGGCACAUCCCAAUGGGAUUUCAACCCUCCCCCCACCCUGGGCCAAAACAGCUUCUAUCUGGGGUCCUCUCCCAAGGAGGGGACACAGACACAGGAGACCGGCGACCCUCACCCCCAGCUUUGAUGCCAACCCCUUAUUUAUAAGUUGUUUGCUACAUACACGUGCACUCAGAAAAAUGGUUCUCACAUUUGGCUACGCAUCAAAAUCAACAUCCCCAAAACAAAACAUCUUGGGCCCCACCCCUGAAAGACUGACUCAGGUCUGGCUGGAGACCAGGAACCUGACUGUCAGUAAGCAUCCCAGGUAAUUCUAAUGAAGGUGGUCCUAGGUCUGUAUGUUGGGAAUUGUGGACCUCCAGAAUCUGGAUGUCCAGUGCAGGGAUUCGGAACCCUUUUUAAGUCCUAGACUUUUUUAAACAUCUGAUAAAAGCUGGGCACCUCCUUUCCCAGGAAAAUGCUCAGGUACACAUACAUGCAAAGUUCCGCAAGCGACUUCGGGCAGGCAGCAGAUUCCCCCAGACGUCCCAGAGGGCCAUUCAUGGACAUCCGAAGGAUGGCAGACUCCAGGGUUCAGAACGCCUGCGACGGAGGUUACAUUCUUCUGAGCACAGGCAGGAACUUGUCUUUCAAAUACUCCCUGUAUGAGGGAGCAUCUAUCAGAGGAUGCUCAAUAAAUAAUACGAAUUAUGAAAACUAAACUUCUGAUCUCUGGUAUCCAUUUCUGUUGUCUAAGCCUUCCAUUUCACCAGACCGGUCGGUUAUAGGCAAGCAGUGA